Molecule: messenger RNA, 1752 nt
Organism: Paramuricea clavata
Lineage: Eukaryota; Metazoa; Cnidaria; Anthozoa; Malacalcyonacea; Plexauridae
Source: the annotation of a GenBank genome assembly
AUGGCUGACACCGGUGACAUGAGUGACAUCGAGCACGAGGAAGAGCAAGGUAAUUUAAAAUACAGUAUAAAGUUCAUGUAUUCUUGACUUGCUAUUGGUUGAUGAUUUUUUAUACCUAUUCCCCCUCCAACAUAACAAAACGAUUGGAAAUACUCGGUCUGAAAUUAUAUCUAUUUUGCGCUUUUUCUGUAGGUUUGGAAAAUACAAAUUUAGAUUCCGCAGGCCCAGUUCCCGCUGAUAUUCCACCAACUGCACCAAGUAAGUUUCUUAUUGUUGCACCAAGUAAGUUUCAAGUAAGUUUUUCCAAUGGCCUUGUUUCCAUGUUAACUUAUUUUAGCAUGUCAGGAGCAGAUAAAUAUUAUAUUCCCAUGUUUUCCCUCAUGUUUUAAUGGACAAAUUUGUUUCGUGCUGUUCUUAUAAUAGGUUCAAUAACAAAGUAAUUUUCAUUGCUACUAAGCACAAAACUUGAAUAAAUAAACGGUAAGGUCUAUUCAAGAUAUCCAUCUGAAUUACAUUUAUUUGGUGCUUUUUCUGUAGGUUUGGAAAAUACAAAUCCAGAUUCCGCAGGCCCAGUCCCCGCAGAUAUUCCACCAACUGCACCAAGUAAGUUUCUUGUUGUGCAAACAAGUUUUUCUAGUUUCCAUAUGGGACUUGUAAAGUAAACAGCCAAACAAUUUUUAAUCUUGUGAAUCAUGAUAUUAAUUUAUUCAAAUUUGUUUUAAUAUUUCAGAUGGGGAAAUUCUCUGCUAUGUUCAUAAGGUUACGCCAGUAAUGAAUUCAGGAAGGAUUAAAUACACAACUUGCCAGCUCCAAACUGGAACAAAUGCACUAGUCAAGGCAAUCUGUUUUUCACCACCUAAAAAUAAGCCACUACGUUUGGCAAUGGAAAAAAAGAGCCCUGUUAAGAUCCAAAAUUAUGACUACAAUGAGAAGUUUUCUAACGUAGUAAUAAAAAACAAAAGCUCUAUAAGCACCCUCAGUGAGAAAUUACCUUUCGCUUUGAAUGAUUCAAUUGACAGUGAAGUUCUAACUAUUGAUUCACUGUAUACCACAGUGCCACAGCAACUGGUCACAGUUAGAGCAACUGUCAAUGAUAUUUCAGGGGUUAAAACAAUUAAAGUGGAACAUAAAACAUUGAAAAAAUCAUCAGCCACCCUUGUUGACCCAACAGGUUCCAUAUCUGCAGUGUUCUGGGAAGAGUGGGCAAGUUGUGUCCAGGCUAAGAAGACCUACCUAUUCAAAAAUCUGAGAGUCAAACGCAACAACUAUACAAAAGAGCUGUAUGUUAACACAGCUAAAGAAGGAUUUAUGGUGGAAAUGACAGAAGAUUUUGAAGAAGAUCUAGCUGAACCAGAGCCCACUGUUUUGGAAAUGACAACAAAAGAGAUAGAUAUCACAAUCAUUGGUAUUAGAAGUAUUUCAACAUAUUACAUAUGUGGUUCAUGUGGGAAAAAAGCAGUGCAAGUUGGUUCUCUUCUGAAGUGUGAAACCUGCAAAAUGAAACAACGAAUAAUGGCCACUAGCAAGCAAUGGUGUGCACGGUUAUUCGUUGAAAAUAGCAAUACAUCAGAGCACUUAAAUAUUAUGGUUUUCCAUCAGCAUUUACGUAAAAUGUUCCAGUGCAAUGGUAAAGAGUUUGAGUGGAAUGAAAAUCUUGAUGAGGAUAAAAUAACAUGUGUCCUCUUGGAAGGUGGCAAAAUUAAUGUCACUUAUGACAUUACAGACAAUAAACUUGUUGAUGUUAAUUUCUAA